AUUAAUUUAUAAUAUUUUCUAAGAUUUCUUAAAGAAUUAUAAUGCUCUUUUAAGGUACCAGAGUUUUAGGAAAAAAAGAUUAGAAAAGAUAAUAAAAAAAUAGAAUUUGUGAAUCGAAUGUCCAGUCGGGUCGUAAAAAUAUUUUUGAAAACAAUGAAACGUCAUCAGGAGAAUAUCCGUGUGGUUUUCCACUCUCUGUGUGCCCCCAGGGGCUCCAUGUGAAUGCAAUAAUAUGUGAUAUGUGUAGUAUUUCCAAAUGUCUUCCAAAAGAAAUCAAAAUAUCCCAGGAAAUGUGAUUAAAUUCAUCCUCCUGGCUGUGCUCUGCCUCAUUUGCUAUGGUAGUCACUUGGAUGGGGAGUUUGUCUUCGAUGACACAGUGGCUAUUGUGAAAAAUUGGGAUGUGACUGGACGAACGUCCCUCGGAGAGAUCUUCCGGCAUGAUUUCUGGGGCUACAACAUCACAGAUACAUCUAGUCACAAGUCCUACCGUCCACUAACAAUACUCACUUUUCGCCUGGAGCACAAUUUAUACGGAUUGUAUGCUUUCCGGAUGAAGGGGGUUAAUUUAUUCCUCCAUAUUCUCGACACUUGGCUCAUUAUUCCCUUCUGGAGAAGCUAUUUCCCUUCAGGGGAAGAUCAAUGGGUAGCUUUUGGGACUGCAGCAAUGUUUGCCAUUCAUCCCAUUCACACAGAGGCUGUUUCAGGGAUUGUAGGUCGUGCAGAACUUCUUGUUGCUUGCACAUUCCUCCUAUCGCUCAUCCUGUACAACACUCAAAUUGCCCAGAAAUCAUCGGCUACGGUGUUAGCAUACCUGGGAUUUAUCUUCCUUGCAAGUUUGGGUCUUCUUUUCAAAGAGAAUGGCAUUACAAUCUCCCUAAUGGCGAUAGCUACCGAAGUAAUCCUGAACACAAACUUGCUUCAGAAAUUGAGAGAUUUAGAGAUUCCCCUGAAUUUCCCAAAGCGUGUAUUUGCAAGGAUUUGCAUCCUUCUUGGGGUUUGCUCUGCUCUCUGUGUCUUUCGUUUGUGGAUCAUGGAGUUUCAGAGCCCCAAUUUUAAAGUAAUGGACAAUCCAGUGGCUGCUAGUGAUGAGAUUCUAACAAAAUCCCUGAGUCAGGUUUAUCUGUACGCCCUCAAUUACUGGAUAAUGCUCUGCCCUGAUUGGUUGAGCUUUGACUGGGCACUGGGUUCCAUUAGUCUCGUGGAAUCCUUCCUGGACAUUCGCUGCGUAUUCAUUGUGAUAUUCUGUGCAUUCCUCUUGGGCAUUAUUUGGACUUCCAUCCCAUCAAAGCAGCAACUUCUGGCAAUCUCCCUCAUUGUGGUGCCCUUCCUCCCAGCAUGUGGCAUUAUAAAGUUGGGAUUUGUCAUUGCUGAACGUGUGCUGUACCUCUCAUCCAUUGGACAUUGCUUCUUGGUCAUCCUUGGUGUCCGGAAGCUCUUGUACAACUUUCCGGGAGCACGAAAAUUCAUUGCUGCAGUUCUUAUCGUCUCUGCGAUGAUUUUUGUAGCAAGAACACGUGUCAGAGCGAAGGAAUGGACCACAGAGGAACUCCUCUUCUCCUCUGCACUUCGUGUCUGUCCCAACAAUGCCAAAGUUCACUACAACAUUGCUCGCUUGGCCACAGAUCGGGGGCAAAAGGAGAAAGCCUUCAAGUUCUACCAUCAAGCCAUUGAGCUCUUCCCUGAUUAUGAGUCUGCAAUAAUGAAUUUGGGGAAUCUCUACCGUGAAAUUGGGGAAUUCCAGAAAGCUGAGGAGCUCCUCCUCCGUUCCGUGGAAUUGCUGGAGGAAUUCCCGGCUGCUUGGAUGAACCUCGGCAUUGUCCAGGCGGCAUUGAAGAAGUACAACCAGUCGCUGGAGAGCUACCAGAAAGCCCUAAAAUACCGGAAGCACUACCCAAUGUGUCUCUACAACAUUGGGAAUCUCUUCAUUGAGAUGCGCAACACCUCCAUGGCGCAUCAAUUUUGGUCCGAAGCUAUUGCUCUCAAUCCUCGCCACGGAAAGGCAUGGGCAAACAUUCUCGCCCUGCUGGACAAUGAAGGUCAAACGGAGGAGGUUGUAAGGAUGUCUGCAAUCGCCCUGCAGCACAUCCCCAAUGAUCCGGCAAUCUUCUUCACGCGUGCCAAUGCUUUUGGCAAACUCGGAGACUUUCAGGAGUCAGAGAGACUCUUCCUGCGUGCAAUAGAACUAAGGCCAAACUAUGCUAUGUAUUAUGCAAAUCUCGGUGUUCUCUAUCAUCGCUGGCGGAGACAUUCACAAGCUGAGGAAUACUACCGGAAAGCCCUAAAAGUUGAUCCAAAUCUCCGCAGUGUCCGGGAGAAUUUGUCCAAAUUGAAGAAGAAGUAAAAAAACGAAAGUUUCCUAGGAA
This is a messenger RNA of Lutzomyia longipalpis, 2363 nucleotides long. It is a transcript of the gene Tmtc4, whose product is annotated as protein O-mannosyl-transferase TMTC4. The record is from RefSeq and is a predicted model, not a curated record. NCBI's taxonomy places the organism in Eukaryota, Metazoa, Arthropoda, Insecta, Diptera, Psychodidae. Bases 257 to 2341 code for a protein of 694 amino acids. Gene Ontology annotation, cellular component: endoplasmic reticulum. The transcript is spliced from 4 exons. Gene Ontology annotation, biological process: endoplasmic reticulum unfolded protein response; protein O-linked glycosylation via mannose. Gene Ontology annotation, molecular function: protein binding; mannosyltransferase activity.